AUGAGCAUACCGGAGUUCCUACUGGAAGUGUCCAUCGUGGUGAUAGCUGUCGUCUCGCUGCUAACAAACUUGUCAGUGCUGCUAUGUUUCACCCAGAGCGCCGAGUUGAGAUCCCACGUGCCCGGCAUCUUCAUCCUGAACCUCUCCUUCUCCAACGUCCUCCUCACCGUCGUCAACAUGCCCGCCACGUUUCUCGGAGUGGCCGAACGCGCGAAGCCUUUCGGGGACUCGUUCUGUCGGGCUGUCAGCUUUGCGGAGACUUUCCUCACCACCAACGCGAUGCUGAGCAUGGCCGCGCUGAGCAUGGACAGGUGGGUGGCGGUGGUGUUUCCCCUCAGUUACUCCAGCAAGAUGCGCUACAGGGACGCUUUGCUGAUCGUGGCGUACUCCUGGCUGCAGUCUCUCACCUUCUCGCUGACCCAGCUGCUGAUGGACUGGGGGGGUUACAGCCACACGUACGCCUCGUGCACUGUCCACCUGGACGGGGAGGAGAGGUCGCGGCUGGCCGCCUAUGCCACCUUCACGGUGCUGUUCCACGGCAGCAGCUUUGCGCUCUGCCUCCUCGUCCUGUGCUUCGCCUACCUGAAAGUCCUGCGAGUGGCCAGGUCCCACUGCAAGAGGAUAGAUGUCAUCACAGUGCAGGCUCUGCUCCUGCUGGUCGAUAUUCACCCCAGUGUGAAGGAGAGGUGUCUCGCUGAACAGAAGAAGAGGAGGCAGCGCGCCACUAAGAAAAUCUGCGUCUUCAUCGGCUCCUUCAUCCUCUGCUUUUCACCCUAUGUUAUAACAAGGUUGGUGGAGUUGUUGCCCUCUGUGCACGUCCCCCGGUACUGGGGCAUUGCCGCCAAAUGUCUGUCCUACGCCAAGACGUCCAGCGACCCGUUCGUCUACUGCCUGCUGCGGCAGCAGUACAGGAAGGUCCUGGUUAGCAUCAUCAGCCGGGUCCUGAGAAAGGAUCAGUACUUGCUGUCCGUCCACAGCAUGAGCAGCACGCUGGACACCACAGAUGACAACUGUAUUGCCAGAAUUACCUGA
Messenger RNA from Chelmon rostratus (copperband butterflyfish), 1032 nucleotides. RefSeq names its product G protein-coupled receptor 78a (gene gpr78a). Gene Ontology annotation, molecular function: G protein-coupled receptor activity. Bases 1 to 1032 code for a protein of 343 amino acids. The record is from RefSeq and is a predicted model, not a curated record. Gene Ontology annotation, cellular component: membrane. The transcript has 3 exons. Gene Ontology annotation, biological process: adenylate cyclase-activating G protein-coupled receptor signaling pathway. Lineage: Eukaryota; Metazoa; Chordata; Actinopteri; Chaetodontiformes; Chaetodontidae.